AUGUCUUGGCGUGGCCGCAUGAAGCUCGGCUCCGGCACUCCGGCGAAUCACGGGGCCAAACUAACGGAUUUCGUCAGACCACCCGAACCUUCAUCACACUUCAAUCUUGAACAAGAGCAGCAAACUCGCCCAAUUGCUUUGUAUCGAACCAUGCUUCCUCAACACAAUAUGCAGCGCCUCGGCCUCCGUAUGGUCAAGCAGACCCGUUCGACUCCUGCUCGCAACGUCGUCCAGCGCCGUUUCAACAGCACCCAGGUUAACAAGCCCGAUUGGAUUGUCGACAACGCGUUCAACCGGGAGCGUGAAGCUGUCAAGCAUCAUGCCGCUUCUACCAGCAAGCUCUGGUUGAGACUUUCCAUCUUUGGUGUUAUCCCUUGCCUCAUUGGUGGCAGCAUCAACGCCUAUAACUUGUGGAACGAGCACUGGGAGCACUGGAACCAUUUGCCCCCUCUUGAGGAGCGCACCGAGUACUCCUACCAGAACAUCCGCACCAAGAACUUCCCAUGGGGUGACGGUGACAAGACUAUCUUCUGGAACUCCGCUGUCAACUACCACAACCCCGACAAGACCGGUUAAAUGUCUUCUACUGACUGACCGUCUGAGAGAAUACCUUCUGACAUGCCAGUGAUCUCAGACAAACUUCUGUAACUGGCCUGAACCGGGGACCGGCUUGAAUAUCAAAUAAAACCGGACCGACCCCAAUUCAAAGUUGAUGGCUCUAUAUAGUCCUCAUCGUUGUGCUUUGCUGUCAUUCAAAGUUCUUUCCUUUGUAUGUAACUUAGAUCAAUGAAAGGAAUGGUUUCCUGUCAAUGUGUUCAAGUUUACUAUUGGUUUAUGGAGUAGUCCGUCGG
This is a messenger RNA of Talaromyces stipitatus ATCC 10500, 851 nucleotides long. RefSeq names its product cytochrome c oxidase subunit VIa, putative. Gene Ontology annotation, biological process: mitochondrial electron transport, cytochrome c to oxygen. The transcript is spliced from 5 exons. The record is from RefSeq and is a predicted model, not a curated record. The coding region runs from base 1 to 576 and encodes 191 amino acids. Lineage: Eukaryota; Fungi; Ascomycota; Eurotiomycetes; Eurotiales; Trichocomaceae. Gene Ontology annotation, cellular component: mitochondrial inner membrane. Gene Ontology annotation, molecular function: enzyme regulator activity.